AUGGAGGAGGUGUGUGUAGACCUCACGGGGGACUCGGGGGACGAUGAGGAGCCCCAGGGGCCCCCAGGGGCCCCCCAGCUGAACGGCAGCAACACAGAAGAGCAGCAGCAGCAGCAGCAGCAGCAGCAAGAAGAAGAAGAAGAAGAAGAAGAAGAAGAAGAGUUUGAUGCAGAACGAGCAGCAGCAGCAGCAGCAGCAGCAGCAACAGCAACAGAAGGGGAAGAGUCAGAGGCAACAGCAGCAAGUGAAGCUGAUGAUGAUGAAGCAGCAGCAGCAGCAGAAGCAGAAGCAGCAGCAGCAGCAGCAGCAACGGAUGGAACAGAAGAGUAUAGUUGCGAGGAGGGAGACACAGACACAGAGGAAGAAGAAGCAGCAGCAGCAGCAGCAGCAGCAGCAGCAGCAGAAGAAGAAGAAGAAGAAGAAGAAGAAAUAGAUGAAGAAGAAAUAGAUGAAAUAGAUGAAGAUAGAGAAAGAGAAAUAGAGAGAGAAGAGAUAGAAAGAGAAAGAAAAGAAAGAAAAGAACAGAGAGAAAGGGAAAGAGAAAGAGAAAGAGAAGAGGGAGGAGAAGAAGAAGAAGAAGAAGAAGAAGAAGAAGAAGAAGGGGGUGAUACGACAGAACAGCAGCAGCAGCAGCAGCAGCAGCAGCAGCAGCAAAAGCUGCAGCAGCAGCAGCAGCUGCUGCUGCUGCGCAGAAGAAGCAGCGAAGACUCUUUUGCGGAUGCACGUGAGGCGACUGCUUCAGAUGAAGACCAGCAGCAGCAGCAGCAGCAGCAGCAGCAGCAGCAGGAGCUGGAGGACUUCUCGCAGCAGCAGGAGAAGCUGCAGCAGCAGCACGAGGAGCUGCAGCAGCUACUGCAGCAGCAGCAGCAGCAGCUCGACGGCUUCUCCUUCCUGCCGGUGACAGCCAGAGCCCAACAGCAGCAGCAGCAGCAGCAGCAGCAACCGCAGCAGCAGCAGCAGCAACAGCAGCAGCAGCAGGGGCAUUCGUUAUCAGUGCCGUUUGUAGGGCGAGGCACUUCCCUUUCUGAAGCGACAGCAGCAGCAGUGGAAGCAGCAGCAGCAGCAGCAGCAGCAGCAGCAGCAGCAGCAGCAGAAAAGGAAGCUGCGCAUACACCGCAACAGAAAGACAAAAUGCUAGAAGACACGUUCUGCUGUAUUGCUGCUGCUGCAGCACAGCCCCUAAAGGGAGAAAAACCAGAGCUGUCAGGGUACGCAGCAGCAGCAGCAGCAGCAGCAGCAACAGCAGCAGCAGCAGCAGCAGCAACAGAAGCAGCGGCAGCAGAAACAGAAGCAGCAGCAGCAGCAACAGCAGCAGCAGCAGCAGCAACAGCAGCAGCAGCAGCAGCAACAGCAGCAGCAGCAACAGCAGCAGCAGCAGCAGUAUUUUUUUUUUGGUGUUUAUUCCUGUCUGGUGGAGACGGCGGGAGAAGACAGCAGCAGCAGCAGCAACAGCAGCAGCAGCAGCAGCAGCAGCAGCAGCAGCAGCAGAGCAGCAGCAGACAGCCUUUCGCUGCUGCAGCAGACAGCAGCAAACCGCCAGCGUUUAGCUGCAGCUUUGGGGGGCCGCCUGGGGGCGACGAAGCUGCGGUGUAUACUCUCCUGUCUCUCUCAAGAAGCGUAGACAGCAGCAGCAGCGAAUCAGCUAGCAGCAACAGCAGCAGCAGCAACAGCAGCAGCAGCAGCAGCAGCAGCAGCAGCAGCAGCAGCAGCAGCAGCAGCAGCAAGUGUGUGUUUGUUGCUGCAGAGCAGCAGCUGGAUCUGCUGAUUGAAAUAGCUGCACAAAGCGAAGCCGUCAAAACCCUGUUACUGCUGCUGGUACAGCCGCUGCUGCUACUGGCGUUGCUACUACUGUUCUUGCAGCAGCAGCAGCAGCUGCUGCUGCAGCAGCAGCAGCAGCAGGAGACACGAGAUAAAUAG
Molecule: messenger RNA, 1917 nt
Organism: Eimeria mitis
Lineage: Eukaryota; Apicomplexa; Conoidasida; Eucoccidiorida; Eimeriidae
Exons: 7
Coding region: 1-1917 (638 amino acids)
Cellular component (GO): membrane
Source: RefSeq, a predicted model, not a curated record